Molecule: messenger RNA, 1937 nt
Organism: Daphnia magna
Lineage: Eukaryota; Metazoa; Arthropoda; Branchiopoda; Diplostraca; Daphniidae
Product: probable methylmalonate-semialdehyde dehydrogenase [acylating], mitochondrial
Exons: 11
Coding region: 129-1706 (525 amino acids)
Biological process (GO): L-valine catabolic process; thymine catabolic process
Cellular component (GO): mitochondrion
Molecular function (GO): malonate-semialdehyde dehydrogenase (acetylating, [NAD(P)+]) activity; methylmalonate-semialdehyde dehydrogenase (acylating, NAD+) activity
Source: RefSeq, a predicted model, not a curated record
UCGCUAGAUGGCGGUACCGUUUUCACUCGUGUAAUCCUGUUGUUAAAUCGCAUUACACGAAAUCUUUAGUCUUACUGUUUUUGGUCAGCAUCUCGUUCGUGGACGUGAUAGAAAGAAUUUGGUUUAAUAUGGCUGCUAUCAUGCUGCGCAACAUCUCUUUGAUCCCAAAGUCUUUUCAACAUGUCAGUUUACGAGGAAACCAUUGUGCUGUCCCCACAACAAAACUCUUCAUUAAUAACAAAAUGGUGGAAUCAAAGACCAAUGACUGGAUUGAUCUUUGUAAUCCAGCCACCAAUGAAGUAAUUACUAAAGUUCCCAAGGCAACUCAGGAAGAGAUGGAAAAUGCCGUUGAAGCAGCUAAAGCGGCCUACAAAACAUGGUCAAAAACUUCCAUUCUUACAAGACAGCAAGUCAUGUUGAGAUACCAACACAUCAUUAGAAACAAUAUGAAAGAAUUGGCCAAAAGCAUCACUACAGAACAAGGCAAAACAAUGGUGGAUGCAGAAGGUGAUGUACUUAGAGGACUUCAGGUUGUUGAGCAUUGCUGCAGUGUGACAAGUCUUCAGCUGGGAGAGACAAUGCCAAACAUUGCCAAAGACAUGGACACGUUAUCUUUCCGGACUCCUUUGGGUGUUUGUGCAGGAAUCACGCCAUUCAAUUUCCCUGCAAUGAUUCCACUUUGGAUGUUCCCGGUUGCCCUCGUCUGUGGCAACACUUAUGUCGUCAAACCGUCCGAAAGAGAUCCUGGCGCUUGCAUGAUGCUUGUUGAUAUGCUGAGAGAAGCCGGUGCACCCGACGGUGUAGUCAACGUUAUCCACGGAGCCCACGAUGCUGUCAACUUUAUUUGCGACCAUCCAGACAUUAAAGCCAUUUCCUUUGUGGGAUCCGACCAAGCCGGUCAAUACAUUUACGAACGAGGAUCACGACAUGGCAAACGUGUUCAAGCCAAUAUGGGGGCCAAAAAUCACGGAGUCAUCAUGCCUGAUGCGAAUAAAGAGAACACACUCAACCAGUUGGUCGGUGCCGCCUUUGGCGCUGCUGGCCAACGCUGUAUGGCUCUAAGUACGGCUCUGUUUGUUGGCGAUGCUGCCAAUUGGAUUCCUGAUCUUGUCGAACGAGCCAAGAGACUGAAAGUCAAUGCAGGUCACAUUGCGGAUGCCGAUCUUGGACCAGUCAUUUCUCCUGAGGCCAAGAAUCGUAUUCACAGAUUGAUUCAAUCCGGCAUCGACGAGGGAGCCCAUUGUAUCUUGGACGGUCGCAAUAUUGUUGUUCCGGGAUUCGAGAAAGGCAACUUUGUUGGGCCAACCAUUUUGACUGACGUCACGCCUUCUAUGGAGUGUUACCGUGAAGAAAUUUUCGGUCCCGUAUUGGUGAUUCUCAAGGUAAACACUUUGGAUGAUGCCAUCAACACAAUCAACUCAAACAUGUACGGCAAUGGUACGGCCAUAUUCACUACUAACGGAGCCACGGCAAGGAAGUUUACUCAAGAUAUUGACGUCGGUCAGGUUGGAGUAAACGUUCCCAUUCCCGUUCCCUUGCCCAUGUUUUCGUUCACUGGUUCACGUGGAUCUUUCCGCGGUGAUACCAACUUUUACGGCAAACAAGGAAUCAAUUUCUACACUCAGCUGAAAACGGUAACCCAAAUGUGGCGUGAACAGGAUGUUACCCACACGCAGGCUGCAGUCACAAUGCCAACAAUGCAGUAAAAUCCUACUUGUAGAUGCUCUCAGGUCGGGAUGGCAAAAAUGGUUAUAAAAGUGAGAAAUAACGAGUUUCAUAAUCUCGGUUGUUGUUUUUUGAGCUUCAUUGGUUUGUCCAAAUCUUCAGGUGAAAUUAUGGGCUCUUAAAAAACCUUUUGUUUUGCCAUAUGGAUUUGUUAAUUGUAUUCCAAUGGGGGUUUUUAAUAUCGUUGAAAUAAUAAAGUUGCAGUAAAUUUG